AUGGCAGCUCCCCCACAGACCAACAUUCGCAACCUCACCGGCGUUUGGCGCAUGAGCAAAACGCUAUCUGAUGACAUGGGCCCAUCCCUCGCAAUUCAAGGCAUCCCCUGGAUCGUUCGCAAGGCUAUCUCCUGGGCCACCAUUACCGGAAACUUGACUCAGUCAACUGACAACGCCGGCAACACAACAAUUACUGUGGCACAAACCGCAUCCGGCGGCAUCAAAGGCGAGACGGAAAUAUACAACCUAGAUGAGAGAGAGUACAAGGCAGGUUCCGCCAUGUUCGGCGUCCAGCGUAUCCGUGCCGGCUGGGUGGACUUGCGGCUAGAGAAACCGCUGAGCCUGAGCGGCAGGCCCUUCGACACGUAUCUUUCCGAGGGAUGGAUAGAGGAGGAUGAUCCAAACGUGGCUGGGCAUAUCACAGCCUACAUAGUCAGUGAACAAGCCGGUUGGUCAGUAGAGCAGGUCUGGGGGUUUAGCACAAUAGAUGAGAAGAGGUACCGGGUAAUCAGGUUUAUUGUAAGGAAAGGGGAGGAAUCUGCUGCCUCGAGGGUUAUUUGCGAAUGGCUAGGGGGAGACAACAGAAACUAA
Molecule: messenger RNA, 591 nt
Organism: Metarhizium brunneum ARSEF 3297
Lineage: Eukaryota; Fungi; Ascomycota; Sordariomycetes; Hypocreales; Clavicipitaceae
Source: RefSeq, a predicted model, not a curated record